Molecule: messenger RNA, 2456 nt
Organism: Scheffersomyces stipitis CBS 6054
Lineage: Eukaryota; Fungi; Ascomycota; Pichiomycetes; Serinales; Debaryomycetaceae
Gene: SRC1
Exons: 3
Coding region: 6-2402 (798 amino acids)
Cellular component (GO): nuclear inner membrane
Molecular function (GO): chromatin binding
Source: RefSeq, a predicted model, not a curated record
CAACAAUGGAGGACGAAGAGUAUCUCGAAGAAGGAUUCGAUCCGAAAACUUUAAAAGUAGCCCAAUUGAAGGAAAUUUUGAACGACAAAAAUGUCAGUAUUCCUUCCAACGUCAAAAAGGCCCAAUUAGUAGAGUUGUUCAACCGUGAAGUCAAACUGGCUACUCCUGAUGCUGCCGAAGCAAGCAAGAAGUUUGAGUCAGCAGAGACUAAAUCUGAAGAUUCAGAGGAAAAGCACAAGAAGAAAAAGACAUCGAGGAAAGCAAAAGUAGCAAAGGAAUCGGAAUUAGAAGUGACAGAAAACUCAGGAAAAGAAUCAAUCAAUUCAGACAGUAAAGCUGAAGGUGGAGCUGUCCCAGAUGUCAAGACUCCUUCCAAAAUUACUCCAUCCAAAAAGACUCCAUCUAAAUCGAUCAAAGCGGAAUCACCGGCUCUGGAAGCGUCUGUGAAGAGUCCUUCUUCAGCAAAGAAGAGAAAGAGCGAGGGUCCUACAUCGAAAGAAAAGAGGACCAAGGCUGACGAGUCGUUAACAAAUGAGAAAUCUCCGAAGACUAUCAAGAAACCAAAAGCGAAGAGCCCAUCGGUCAGAAGUCCUAGGAGCCCUAAACUUGAACAGCAUAAGGCUCCGCUCUCUCCCCUUAAGAAGACAAAGCCAAAAUCGAUAUUCGACGAAGAUGAUGACGAUGAGCUUCUUGGACUAGUACCUAAGUCUGUCAAGACACCUGUGAAGUCAGAAAAACCGAAUACACCUAUCAAAUCUACUCAAAAAACUGUUUCAUCUGCAUCUAUCAAAAAGGAAUCUGCUUCCAAGAUAAAGAAGACGACUCCGAAGUCUCCGACUACACCAUCUAUAAGGACCGCAGUCAAGUCAGCAACUACUUCAACCAGAAAGAAGUCGCCUAAAGCUGCAUCAAUAGUUAACUCUCCAACUGGUUCCAAAGACGUCACUAAUAACUCUUUCAGGACUGUUGAAGAAGAAGUACAAAACUUCGACCAAGAAUUGCAAAGAAUAAAGAACAAGGAAACUGCUUCUAUAGACAUGGCAUUGGCUUCAGAAUUGGGUAUUGCUGUUCAAGGCUUAGCUCCUGUAAUUGCUACUCCAAGAAUCGAGUCUUCAUCUACUUCUAAAAAGAGCCCAGAAAGUCAUCACCAUAUUCUCACACCUAAGCCAAGGCUUGUCCCUAUCAAUCAACAGAUCAACGAGUUGAUUGAAGAACAAGACGAUGUUGAGGAAGAAGAUGAUGAAGAAAUCAAAGUUGAAAUUGACGCACACGGUGAAGAAGAAGAAGAAGUUGAACUUGAGUCACAUCCUGAACAGGUAAAAGUGAACCGCCCUUUGACUCCUGUCCUUUUUACAUUCUUCACAUGGAUUGUUAUUGUCUCUGCCGGUUUGUUUGGUUACUGGUACAGAGAACAGACAUUUUUGAGUGGUUACUGUGGUCAAGAGAUUGACAAGCCGACAUUUCCUUAUGCUGACAACGUCAUCUUGAAAACUAUUGGAAACUAUUUGGAUGCAAACUUCAAGCCAGAAUGUGUUCCAUGUCCUUCCCAUGCAAGAUGCUUCCCUUACCUUGAAUUAGGAUGUUUUGAAGACUUCAUUGAAUUCAAACCUUGGGACAACUUCUUAAAGCCGUACAAUAAGAAAUGUAUUCCCGAUUCCAAGAAGGCAGAAAAGUUGGAAAUCAUGAUCGACGUAGCGUUGGACUUAUUAAGAAGCAAGAAUGCUAAUGUUCAAUGUGGCCAGUCGACCAAUAACGAAGAAGCUGGAAUUGAAUUGGGCGACUUGCACGAUUUAUUGUUAUCUAUGAAAGCUCCCUACAUCACUAUUGAAGAAUUUGAAGAAUUGUGGCAGAGAUCUAUUAUUGAGUUGGAAAAGGAACCCGAAGUAAUUAAGGGAUAUUCAAGUGUACCACUCCCGGAAUUCGUUGCUAACUCUAACCACACUGACGAAGACCAGAACACGAACAAGGUUCUUCGAUCAGCGUCCUUAUCGAACCUUAGCUUAAAAUGUCAGAUCCAAAACAGUGUAGUGGGCUCGUUGGUUAAGUACAAGUAUCGGAUUAUAGUAUUUGUGGCAAUCUUCUUGGUAGUUAAGUAUGUUCAAUACCGUUAUCAAGUUCAUAGGACUGAAAAAUUGAAGGUAGAUAUCAUCUACAAGGAAGUAAUCCACAAACUUCAGCACCAAGCUAAGCUAUCAUCCCAAGUUCGUGGGAAGAUCAAUGCGUAUAUAGGAGCCAACCAACUUCGUGAUUUGAUUCUAGCCAACGAGCACAACUUGAAGCGCAGAAUCAACCUUUGGCAACAAGUGGUAGGCAAGGUUGAUCAAAACACCAACAUUACCUCUCAACUAAUUGAGGAUCAUGGUGAAAUCAUGAACGUCUGGCAGUGGAUCAGUGAACUCUAGUAUAUAUGUUGAAUUGUAUAAAGUAAAUAGAUAAUAGCAUGUAUAUUUUAAUAA